GAGAGGACACUAGGGGAGUAAUGAAUAGGUGACUGUCAGUUACAUCGGAGUUCCGUGUGAUCUACGAACGCUGCAACGUACAAUUAUCAUGUCACGCUCUAUGCUGUUGCUAAUCUUGCUGGGUGUAUUAUUGCUCAAUUGUCAAGAGACACUUGGUAGAAGAGGACGAGGAAGGAGCAGGAGCAAGUCCCGUGUGCAAAUUGGAUUGCCCAUUACCGGAAAGUACCGCGAUCCGGAGAGCGAUCAGUACUACAACAAUAAUAACGGAGCCAAAAUACUUCUGGCGUCGCAUUUUGAUCUAGAGUACGUCUUGGGACACAAAAUAGCUUUCCUCUGCGUCGCUCGUGGCAAUCCACGCCCGCAUGUUACGUGGUUUAAGGAUGGCGCCGAGAUUUAUACACAUCACUAUCUACAUAUACACGAAUGGCAAGUCGGUCCUGACAAAGUGAAAUCGAAACUAGAGAUCGAUCCCGCUACUCAAAUGGACGCGGGGGUCUAUGAGUGCACGGCGGAUAAUAUGUACAGCAUCGAUCGAAGAUCUUUCAAGACUGACUUCUCCAUCGCUUUCGAUUAGUGUGAGCGUACAGGAAAUCGCAAACAAACACGUACAAUUAGAUAAAAAAACAUAUAAAGCCCAGGUAACACGUAAACUUUUUACGAUAGACCCGAAGAAAACGAUUUAGAACAUUGUACGACUCGCAAAAGGAGACGAAAAUUGUCUGAAUCCGGAAUGCGAGAAUUGUUCAUAAUCCUAUCGAAACGCAGCGUUAAAAUCGGCGUCUAUCUAGAAUAAUAAUAAUCAACGCUUCCUUUUCUUCAAGCGUACAUAUUGUAG
This is a messenger RNA of Cyphomyrmex costatus, 835 nucleotides long. Its product is annotated as immunoglobulin domain-containing protein oig-4. Lineage: Eukaryota; Metazoa; Arthropoda; Insecta; Hymenoptera; Formicidae. Bases 89 to 574 code for a protein of 161 amino acids. Gene Ontology annotation, biological process: homophilic cell-cell adhesion. The record is from RefSeq and is a predicted model, not a curated record. Gene Ontology annotation, cellular component: plasma membrane. The transcript is spliced from 4 exons.